This is a messenger RNA of Zophobas morio, 3844 nucleotides long. RefSeq lists its product as uncharacterized. Bases 64 to 3777 code for a protein of 1237 amino acids. Lineage: Eukaryota; Metazoa; Arthropoda; Insecta; Coleoptera; Tenebrionidae. The record is from RefSeq and is a predicted model, not a curated record. The transcript has 3 exons.
UAUAUAAACCACAUCUUUGACUACAAUGGACAUUACAACUGUUGUUUGCAUCUUACCCUCAAGAUGAAAGCAAUAGUAGUUUUUGCCAUAGCGCUGGCGUUAGUACCAGGAUUGCAUUCACGAUCAGUGGUACAGCUACCAGCCCCCAUCGCCCCUGCAAUCAAACCCCUCCCCAUAAUUAUUCCUGAAGAAGCUCAACCCGUUCCCAUCGUACCAGGGGUAAAACCCGUACCAAUCCCAGAAAUCGAGACGCCCGGACUUGAAGUCGAUCCUGUACCGAUUGUUCCAGGAGUAAAACCUGUACCAAUCCCAGAAAUCGAAACACCCGGACUCGAAGUCGAUCCCGUCCCAAUUGUGCCAGGAGUAAAACCUGUACCAAUCCCUGGAAUCGAAACUCCCGGGCUUGAAGUCGAUCCCGUCCCAAUUGUACCUGGAGUGAAACCUGUACCAAUCCCUGGAAUCGAGACCCCUGGACUCGAAGUCGAUCCUGUUCCAAUUGUGCCAGGAGUCAAACCAGUACCACUACCAGAAAUCGAAACCCCCGGACUCGAAGUUGAUCCAGUACCAAUUGUGCCAGGAGUAAAACCUGUACCAAUCCCCGAAAUCGAUGUACCAAUAAUCGAAGUCAAUCCCGUCCCUAUUGUACCCGGUGUUAAACCUGUACCACUCCCUGAAAUCGAAACUCCCGGACUUGAAGUCGACCCUGUACCAAUCGUGCCCGGAGUAAAACCUGUACCACUACCAGAAAUCGAAACACCCGGACUUGAAGUUGAUCCAGUACCAAUCGUGCCAGGAGUCAAACCAGUACCACUACCAGAAAUCGAAACUCCCGGACUUGAAGUCGACCCUGUACCAAUUGUGCCCGGAGUAAAGCCUGUACCACUACCAGAAAUCGAAACACCCGAAAUUGGAGUUGACCCAAUCCCAAUUGUCCCAGGAGUCAAACCAUGGCCAGUACCAGAAAUCGAAACCCCCGAAAUUGGAGUUGACCCAAUCCCAAUCGUACCAGGAGUCAAACCAUGGCCAGUACCAGAAAUCGAAACCCCCGAAAUUGGAGUUGACCCAAUCCCAAUUGUACCAGGAGUCAAACCAUGGCCAGUGCCAGAAAUCGAAACCCCCGAAAUUGGAGUUGACCCAAUCCCAAUUGUGCCAGGAGUCAAACCAUGGCCAGUACCAGAAAUCGAAACCCCCGAAAUUGGAGUUGACCCAAUCCCAAUUGUGCCAGGAGUCAAACCAUGGCCAGUACCAGAAAUCGAAACCCCCGAAAUUGGAGUUGACCCAAUCCCAAUUGUGCCAGGAGUCAAACCAUGGCCAGUACCAGAAAUCGAAACUCCCGAAAUUGGAGUUGACCCAAUCCCAAUUGUGCCAGGAGUCAAACCAUGGCCAGUACCAGAAAUCGAAACACCCGAAAUUGGAGUUGAUCCCGUCCCAAUUGUGCCAGGAGUAAAACCUGUACCACUCCCAGAAAUCGAAACUCCAGAAAUUGGAGUCGAUCCAGUACCAAUUGUGCCCGGAGUAAAACCUGUGCCACUACCAGAAAUCGAAACUCCCGGACUUGAAGUUGACCCAGUACCAGUUGUACCUGGUGUAAAACCUCUUCCACUUCCAAUUGAAAAACCAGAAGUACCAAUCGUCCCAGGUGUCAAACCCGUGCCACUCCCAGAAAUUGAAAGCCCAGGACUCGAAGUUGACCCAGUACCAAUCGUUCCCGGUGUAAAACCCGUACCACUUCCAGAAAUUGAAACCCCAGGACUCGAAGUUGACCCAGUACCAAUCGUUCCAGGCGUAAAACCCGUACCACUUCCAGGAAUUGAAACCCCAGGACUCGAAGUUGACCCAAUCCCAAUUAUCCCAGGUGCCAAACCUUUGCCUGAAGACAUCCAUGAAGUUCCAAUUGUCCCCGGACUGAAACCUCUUCCAAUUGAAAUUAUCCCUGGUGUUGAGACUCCUGAAGUCCCAAUUGUUCCCGGAGUUAAACCCGUACCACUUCCAGAAAUUGAAAGCCCAGGACUCGAAGUUGAUCCAGUACCAAUCGUCCCAGGAGUGAAACCCGUACCACUUCCAGAAAUCGAAACACCCGGACUUGAAGUUGAUCCAGUACCAAUUAUUCCAGGAGUGAAACCCGUACCACUUCCAGAAAUCGAAACACCCGGACUUGAAGUUGACCCCGUUCCAAUCGUCCCAGGAGUAAAACCCGUACCACUUCCAGAACCCGUCCCAAUUGUGCCCGGUGUUAAACCUGUGCCACUGCCAGAAAUCGAAACUCCCGGACUUGAAGUCGAUCCUGUUCCAAUUGUGCCCGGUGUUAAACCCGUACCACUACCAGAAAUCGAAACUCCCGGACUGGAAGUUGAUCCUGUGCCAAUUGUACCAGGAGUAAAGCCUGUGCCACUACCAGAAAUCGAAACACCCGGACUUGAAGUCGAUCCCGUACCAAUUGUGCCCGGUGUUAAACCUGUACCACUACCAGAAAUCGAAACACCCGGUCUUGAGGUCGAUCCCGUCCCAAUUGUGCCCGGUGUUAAACCCGUACCACUACCAGAAAUCGAAACACCCGGAUUGGAAGUUGAUCCUGUGCCAAUUGUACCAGGAGUAAAGCCUGUACCACUACCAGAAAUCGAAACACCCGGUCUUGAAGUCGACCCCGUCCCAAUUGUACCCGGUAUUAAACCUGUACCACUACCAGAAAUCGAAACACCCGGUCUUGAAGUCGAUCCUGUCCCAAUUGUACCUGGUGUCAAACCCCUCCCACUACCAAUCGAAAAACCAGAACUCGAAGUCGACCCAGUGCCGAUUAUCCCAGGUGUUAAACCCAUUCCACUUCCAGAAAUCGAAACACCUUCCUUGGAAGUAGAUCCCAUUCCUAUUAUUCCAGGUGCCAAACCCUUGCCGGAAGAAAUCGAAGAAGUUCCUAUUGUUCCCGGAGUGAAACCUCUCCCCAUUGAAGUAGUUCCAGGUGUACCCGAAGAAGAACCCGUACCUAUCAUCCCCGGAAUUAAACCAAUACCACUUCCCGAAAUCUCAACCCCAGAACUUGAAGUCGACCCUGUACCAAUUGAACCAGGAGUGAAGCCCGUACCAAUCCCCGGAAUAGAAACACCAGAGCUUGAAAUUGAUCCGGUCCCAAUCAUCCCAGGUGUGAAACCCCUUCCUCUACCUAUCGAAACACCAGAAUUUGAAGUAGACCCCGUACCAAUUGAACCAGGAGUAAAACCCGUACCAAUCCCCGGAAUAGAAACCCCAGAGCUUGAAGUUGAUCCCGUUCCAAUCAUCCCAGGUGUGAAACCCCUUCCUCUACCUAUCGAAACACCAGAAUUUGAAGUCGAUCCUGUACCAAUUGAACCAGGAGUGAAACCCGUACCAAUUCCCGGAAUAGAAACACCAGAGCUUGAAGUUGACCCCGUUCCAAUCAUCCCAGGUGUGAAACCCCUUCCUCUCCCUAUCGAAACACCAGAAUUUGAAGUUGACCCCGUACCAAUUGAACCAGGAGUGAAGCCCGUACCAAUACCCGGAAUAGAAACACCAGAGCUUGAAAUUGAUCCCGUUCCAAUCAUUCCAGGGCUCAAACCAUGGCCAAAACCAGAAGUAGAAACUCCAGAACUUGAAGUAGAUCCUGUACCAAUUGUUCCAGGAGUGAAACCAUGGCCAAAACCAGAAAUAGAAACCCCAGAACUUGAAGUAGACCCUGUACCAAUUGUUCCAGGAGUGAAACCAGUACCAACUCCAGAAGAAUGUAGUUAUUUGGCUGAUCUGGUUGCAAAACUUAUUAUCCGAUAAAAUUUACAGUGUGAUUAUGUUGUAGUUUUCAUCGAUUAGCAUAUAAAUAAAAACUUUGCAUUCCAAA